AGCGUGGGCAAUAUCCACGACUGAGGAAACAGCCACAACAAACAACAACCCAACCAACUUUAGAAGCCAAACAAACCAAAACCACUUCACCCAACACACAACACAAUUGCAAGCGACGCAACGACAAAUUGGAAGAGAGCAAUGGAGGAUGGAAGCAAUCCGCCCUACUUGGCGGUUCUCCGCCAUUCGGUCCGCUUGGACAUGGUUGAAGAAGACGGGGAAGAUGAUGUACCGUGGCCCGAUCGACAAGAGCGACCAUGGGAUACCCCCAUUACGGAUUACGAUCUUCCCCGAACAGUUUUGAAAGCGGCGUUGCCACAGAACCACGAGAUUACGGCCAUCUAUUCAUCGCCCUUUCGACGCUGUUUGCAAACCGCCGCCGUUGCUGCUCUGCAUUUGGACAUUGCACAGAUCUUGGUGCAUCGUGGAUUAGGUGAAGUCAUGGGGUGUGUGCGGAACCUCCAGAACGGCGACAAGCAAGAAGACGACUAUUUGAUGACAGGAAAAGACUGCGAACAGACGGUCCAACUGGCCAGUGGAGGAAAGGUCACCAUGAAGAGCUCCUUUCUUAAAGAUACCACCACUCCGCCGUGGAAUGAAACCUAUUCACAAUCCGCAAUGCGCCUUGGAAGGAUUCUUCGGGAACUCCAACGGAAACAUGCUGCCAUGAAACAGAGCGUUUUGGUGGUAACUCACGGCGACGCCCUGGAAGCCGCGGCGCGAGCGUUUCUUGGCCCGCCAGUGGACGGUGUCUAUGACUUGGACUUUUGUGCCAUGAUGGUGUUGGACGCCAACCAGAAGCUGGUGUCUCAUCACGGGCUAAAACUGUUAGAGUUGUAAUCAAACAUCAUUGGUUGGAAAAACUGGGAGAGUGGGAGAGCGCUUGAUCACAACCAAUAUAUAGUUUAUCACAGCCAAUGCUUGCGCGGUAAUCUUUCGCCGGUAUACGAUGUUUUGAAUUGGAUAGCUGCCUAUGUGGGGUGUGGGUAUGAAAGUAACAGUAUCACAGCGUCGCAUGUACCUAGCUCAUUGCUCAUCAACAUAAACGCCGACAAGUACAUGUACUGUUACAUCUAUCUACCGGUAUCUAUCUCGUACAGUCGCA
Seminavis robusta is the source of this 1105-nucleotide messenger RNA. The record is from the annotation of a GenBank genome assembly. Lineage: Eukaryota; Bacillariophyta; Bacillariophyceae; Naviculales; Naviculaceae.